AUGCAUCAUCAGUUCCUCCCCAACCACAAUCGUAGCAACAGCACUCCAGUGCCUGGACCGCUUCCCGCCGUUGUGACUAUCGACGCCGACCCAAACAACUUGUUCCCCAAGGAGUACGGCGAGUUUGACGGCCAGCCACUCGAGUUGCCAGACACAUUCUGGCUGCGAGGCACAUCACAGGUUCGACGAAAUGGUAGUCACUACGUGAACCAUGCUCACGCAGUCACAGGUCUCAGGAAGAAGAAAAGCUCAAGCGGCAGCACUAUCCAGCGCGCGAUGCAGAAAGUGGCCCACGUCUGGGGUUGGAAAGCGUCUGCGCCGCAUGCCGCGGCGAUUGAGGCGCCACCAAUACCUUCCGACGGAGAUACCAUAGAACUACAGCCACCACUUGACGUUCGGAGAGUGAAUACCAUUGAAAGAGCCGCCGCAGCAAAGAUAUACCUCGAGACGUAUUACAAGGAGGUUUUCGGCACCGGCAAGACGCCCCGCGAGCAGCGUCUCAUGCAGUUCCGACACGACUUGGAUCAGGCUAUGCCUCCAAUGACGGAUUAUCAUAAGGAACUCGAGAUGGGAAGGUUCUUCCAGGAAGAGACAAUAUAUCUCCGCCAGCAGAGAGUCGUGAAGGCUCAAAGCUGCCGGACGACUUGGGCGUCCUGGUCAACAAAACCGCUCCAGAUAGAGAGAUUCGGUGUGCCUCGGUACUCAUAUCUCGAUCACCUCGACACAGUACAAAUCCUUGGUAAGGGGAGUUUCGGGGUGGUCAAACUCGUUCGCGAACGAUACGGGCCCCAGGUCUAUGCCAUGAAGGUGAUUCGGAAAUCAGACAUGAUUCGAAAUUGUCAGGAGGGUCACCUGCAAGCCGAAAGAGAUUUUCUGGUUGCUGCUUCGAGUUCCGAGUGGAUCGUCCCGUUAAUGUUCAGUUUCCAAGACCCUGUCAAUCUCUAUCUUGUCAUGAACUACAUGCCGGGUGGAGACUUCCUCGGCUUGUUGAUUCGCGAGAAUAUCCUGAGUGAGUCGAGGACCCGGUUCUACAUUGCUGAGAUGAUUCUCUGCGUUGAGGAGGCACACAAUCUCGGUUGCAUUCAUCGAGAUGUGAAGCCAGACAACUUCCUUAUUGGCGCCGACGGUCACCUCAAGAUUUCUGACUUUGGGCUGGCUUUUGAUGAUCACUGGUCUCAUGAUACCUCCUAUUACAAGUGGCACCGCCAGAUUCGCUGGUCAGAACUACGCUGGAGAGAGCCUGAAUGGCUGCCACAAAUCACCGAUUUCCUCGACACUCAGUAUUUCGAAGAAGACGAGCCUAUCAGCGACUGGUCGGAAUCGGUAGACCCUGGUGCAGAGGAGGAGUUGCCAGACACAAGCGUCAUCUUCAAGGAACUCAGAUCCGUCGGCUUCGGAGAUCGUCAUGUCAAGUUUGUUCUUGAUGCUAUCAAGCAACCUUACGACUCGAACCGACUCAAGCAGAUCGAUCGCGACAUCGAUGAAUACUCGAGGUUGAGCUCCGAGGGAAAGCAGUGCAUGAAGGAGCUUGUCAGGAAAUACGGCCAAAAAGAGCGCAAACGGCCCAGGGACAAGCUUCUUCGAGACCCAGAGACCAAGGACGAAGUCAUGAGACUCAGAAAACAAACAGCGUUCUUGGGAUACUCGUGGCGCAAGGCCUCUCACAUGCACCGCCAACCUGUCAGUGCAGUUUUUGAAACGGAUGCGUAUACGAUGCCGCAGGAAGGGCCGGUGGUGGGCUACGAUAUGAGGUUUCAGGGGAUGUCGAACAGAGUGCCACCUCAAGGGUGGUGA
This is a messenger RNA of Colletotrichum karsti, 1794 nucleotides long. RefSeq lists its product as uncharacterized. The transcript is spliced from 4 exons. The record is from RefSeq and is a predicted model, not a curated record. Lineage: Eukaryota; Fungi; Ascomycota; Sordariomycetes; Glomerellales; Glomerellaceae. Gene Ontology annotation, biological process: intracellular signal transduction; peptidyl-serine phosphorylation. The coding region runs from base 1 to 1794 and encodes 597 amino acids. Gene Ontology annotation, molecular function: ATP binding; protein serine/threonine kinase activity.